Molecule: messenger RNA, 3476 nt
Organism: Lethenteron reissneri (Far Eastern brook lamprey)
Lineage: Eukaryota; Metazoa; Chordata; Hyperoartia; Petromyzontiformes; Petromyzontidae
Product: forkhead box protein Q1-like
Biological process (GO): anatomical structure morphogenesis; regulation of transcription by RNA polymerase II; cell differentiation
Molecular function (GO): DNA-binding transcription factor activity, RNA polymerase II-specific; RNA polymerase II cis-regulatory region sequence-specific DNA binding
Source: RefSeq, a predicted model, not a curated record
GUCGAAGUUAUUUACGCGCUAAGCCCGAUCUAUGCGGGGCCUCACUAAGAAUCUGCUGUAGGGAAAUAGCAAAGCACGCGCACGUACGUACACAGGUACACACGCAGGUACUUACAGGUGCUCGCGCACUGCUCCUCCUACUCGGUGCUGUUGCUGUUGGUGCUGUCUUCAGAUCUGUUUCGUCGUACAUUGACGGGCAACCGAUGACUGAACGGUUGGUUACGUUGCUGUUCUGGAGGUGUAUGUAGUCAGCUUAGUGGUGAACUCAGACGUGAAUACGAGUUGUAUUUUAGAAGUCCGUGUGUGAAUGCUGCUGGCUUCACUGCGCGUUUGCCUGCGAAGAGCCAUUGCCCAAGAUCGGAGCGACGACUGCAAGAAUUGCGAGGUGACAGGGAGACUCCACCAUGGACAGCGCACAAGUGAGCGUCAUCGCCUUCGGACCCACAGCCGGAGGAGUUGGAUGUGGAGGAGGUGUCGAGGAUGACGAGGAGGAAUGCGGCAGCACCUCGAGUCCCCUGAGGCGCGUGUCGCGCCCUCGGGGCGCCUACACGAGGAGGAACAAACCUCCAUACUCCUACAUCGCCCUCAUCGCCAUGGCGCUCAGGGACUCGGCCUCGGGGAGACUCACUCUGGCCGAGAUCAACGACUACCUCAUCGCGAGGUUCGACUUCUUCCGGGGCUCCUACACGGGCUGGAGGAACUCCAUCCGGCACAACCUCUCCCUCAACGAGUGCUUCGUGAAGGUCUUGCGGGACCCGUCCAGGCCCUGGGGCAAGGACAACUACUGGAUGCUGAACCCGGCGAGCGAGUACACAUUCGCCGACGGCGUCUUCCGGCGCCGGAGAAAGCGCCUCCCCCGUAAAUCCGACGAGCUGCACCUUCCAAACACCGCCUCCUCCUCUUCCUCCUGCUACUUCUCCUCCUCCUCUCCACCCUCGUCAUCAACAUCACCAUCGUCACCAUCGUCGUCGUCGUCUUCGGCGUCGCCGCCGCUGCUGCUGCCACUUUCCAUGGGCGGUCCGAUGGCCCAUUCCCCGGCCAGCCCCCGUUCUCCUGCACGGCAUUUUUUGCUGAAGCCCCCGUCAACAUCAUCAGCAGCAGCAUCAGCAAGAUCGGGAGGAGCAGGUGGAGCAGGAGGUCUCGGCGAGCAUCAGAACGUCAGGAAGACCUUCAGAAGCGCCUUUACUAUCGACAGCAUCUUAAGCCGGCCGGACCGGGCAACCGUGGAGGUGGUACGCUCAGACCACGAGAGGUUCGGCCUCUCCUCGUCUCCUCUCUCAUCGUCGCCAUCGUCGCUGUGGCUGCCCGCGGUGUCACCUCCUCAUCACCUCCUCCACCCCUCGCCAGAGUGGGGGCUCCUGAUGUAUGAGCUCAGCCGGUGGCCGUGGAUGAUUGAUCAAAGUCUCGCUGCUGGUGGUGUUGUUGGUGGGACUGUGGGUUCGUGUCACCAUGCGUUCCCAGCUGCGGCUAUGUGUUAAGCGGCUACGGUCGCGUUCUUUGUGUCUUUGUUUCGUUUGUUUUGUUUGUGCAACCGUUGUGGCAACAUCUUUGCCACGGUUUUGCGUUACGGGGUAAACGAUUGACGCAGGGACAGACAGACGAAGCGGGUAGAUGGACAAGCCCGAAGAUACACGAGCAGGAAUAAUAGACUGACUCGAAAGUGGAUAGAUGAACAGACAAACCUGGAGAAACAGCAGACAAAGAGAGUCUGUGAGAGAGGCAGAGAGAGAGAGAGCAACUAGGGGUGAGAGAAAAGGGAGAACGACAAAGAGGAGGGAGAAUGAAGGACAAUUAGAGCAAUAGCGAUGCGGAGGUGGAGUGGUUCGCGCACUGCUCUUUAAACGCGGGUGACCUGAGUUCGAUUCUCAGCCACGGCUAACAUCAGUGGCGAGUGAAAUCAGAACCGGUCCUGGGCCCACUUCACGAACCCAUGUGAAGGGCUGCAAGUUGCUCUUUGCCCGAUGAUGUUUGUCUGCAGGAGGCACGGGUGGCUCAGAGGCUACAGCUCUCAGCUGACACUGCUACAUUUGUGAGGCAAGCGCCGAGUGAUUAAUCCUGGGCUCUCAAGUGCAGUGAGUUGAUGGUGUCUCAGCACUAUCACCAGCGACUAAACACAAAUGCAAUGAAGUGAUACUGCACUUAAUGUGGGGGAUACAUUCUAAAAAUCAAAAACAUCGAUUUGACUGUCAUCGGAUGAACAAUACCUCUCGGUGGCAGGGCAAGUGGGAAAAUGCUGCCUAUCCCACUACUGCGUGAACCAGUGAAUCUCAGACGUAGCUCUGUAAUGUCCGCUUCUUUCGCGGGGAUGUUCGUUCUCUGGCACGAAGGGUCGCACCGCUCUGCGGGAGACACGGAUGGCUUCUUCACGACAACAAUCCGACAGACACCACAUUGAGGCUAAAAUUUUAAUAGAAAUAAGAAUGUGUAUGAUAGAGGAACGUCAGACAAAAAAGUAGUUCUGUGUCACAAGUAUAUAAUCUUUGAAAAUACCAACUUAUUCUACGGUAGGGUCACAUCUAUCACACCCUUGUAUAAAUUGAAUGUACAUAGUCCCUCUAAAAAUGUGUCGAGACCACGCACGCUCAGCGUGUCACCCAUUGUGUGUUUAUAAAUACUGUAACGGGUUAAUCGUGGACGAAUUGUCUGUGGCUUAAAGUAAAAGCCUUGACGUAGGUAUGCCGCGUCCGUCUCGCGCGCCUUAGUUUUGGCUAUUUGUGUACAGGUGAAACCAGAGCAGUCAUCAAGGUAUAUAUAAAUAUUAAGUGAUGUCAGUGGAAGUCUUGUAAAUAUUAGGGGACCCUUGUCUCUUCUGACAAAAGCUCGUCGUCUAUUAGCGGGACAAUUCAGCCCCACACACCCCCCCCCCCCCCAUGACGAUUUGAUGAACUGUUGAUGAACCAUGAUGACGAUUCGAUUCAAGAAUCGAUAAUAAUUUUAAAAGUUACAUUGAACUGUAACCCCUCCGGCGGCUGCAGCGAUCAUGUGAACCCAUUACUUACGAUGCAUACGAAUCGAAAACCAAACUUAGAUUCUUCCUACGAAUCGAUACGAAUCGACGAAUGGGUUCACCGUUAUGCCGACAGAAACAGCGGCUAAUAUCGUAUUGAUGAACAUUCCUUGUUAAGUUAGCAGCAGCGGGGCAAUGCCAUCACUUGUUGCGGAUAGUUAACAAUGCGUUAUAAUUAGAUAACUUGGUGGUUGUACUCGAAAUCUUCAUGAUAGUAAGGCUACCAGACGAACGUCCAUUUGUUCUGGGUGAGCCACCCAGAGGCUGGGCAGCCCUACCUGAUUAAUGUGCACCGACGAAAUGUGUGGCAGUCGCUGUGAAACUUGUGACAUGUGCUCAGAAGAAGAUGCGGUUUUCAUGCGCACAGAUUGCACGAUGUUUGUGAUUAUAAUUUUUUACACACUGCAAUUGUUUGCAAAGAUGUAUAUAUGUUUGUGUAUAUGUAUACAAUAAAACGUGGAUCAUGACA